AAUGGAAUAUAGCAGCCUGAUAGAUAAAGGUGGUGAUUUCAAAUACGGACAAAAUGCGAAGGAUAAGGCAGAUGAAAGUAGUAUUAAGAUAAGGUCCUACUAUCAGCCAGCUAAUAAGGAAAGAAGGGGGUUAGAAAAGAGGGAAGAGAGAAAAUUGCUGAACAAAACCAGUGCCCAAGUAAAAGUCCAGUUCCCUUCAAAAAUGUCCAGACAGAACAAUUUCGCCAUCAGUAGAUUCGCCAAUGAAUCAGUUAAACGGUCUCGAGCUGAAGGAGAGCAGCUGGCUAAUAAAUUAAAGUAACAACAAUUCUAAGGGAGGGCUCCGAGAUAGGUCGAGGGACUUUGUAGCAUCUAAGCGGAGGGACCCAUCAGUAAAGUUCCCCAGAACUUCUAAGGAGUAUCAAUUUACGAAGAAAGAGAAGACGGAUGGAAAUAAACGAAAGGGUUCAGGAUCAAACAGUCCAAUCCCUUUCAAGAAUAAAAAUUAUCGACAUAAUAAAAGUAGAAAGUAUCCAAAAUUGACAGGAGUCGGCUAUCCUUCAAGUCUCAGAAACAAGUCUCUCAAAUAAGUUUCCCGAUAAGCCUUCACCUACUCCCACUAUGUCAUUUGAUAGCGACUCUUCCAAGAUUAAGCCUCAGUCAUCCAUUAACAGGUUUUACAAGUCCAGAAUCGCUGUGGCCAGCAAGAGCAAACUCUCUGAAGCCAACAAAAGUUCGAGAAGCAUCGGUCACAGAACCGUGCAGAGUCAUGAAGACAAUAUCAGAAUCGAUCAUGUUGAAGCAGUGGCCAAGCGAGAGAUCCCGGUGUUGCCUCGCAAAGCCACUCCAUCCAAUGUCAGAAGCAAGUCUACGAGCGAGCGUACAUUCUAUUUCACAAGCGCUCAAGAAGCUUCAGACGAACCUGGGCACUCGAGAGGCCUCAGCAACUACGAAGGCACCAGAAGAAGAUCCAAGCAAUCUGUCAAAGAGUACCAGGCGUCAAGGUACAGUGCAAGAAGCUGCGACCAUGUCAAAGACUACAUGCUCAAGAAAAAGGAAAAAGAUACCUUAUUCAGAUACUUGCAGCAGGGUGGAAACAUUGUUGAGUUCGAACGAUACAUCAAAAGCGAAACACCAGACCUCAACUGCAGAAACGAAGACUGGCUGACGCCAUUGCAUGUGUGAGCUCAGACAAACAUGAGUACAGCCUGGAUCUCGAUACUUCUCAGGCACGGUGCUGACAUCAACCGCAGAACUCCGAACAACAAAACAGCGCUGCACUUUGUAUGCGAAAACGGCAACUCCAAUGUUGCUGCAUUGCUUCUCAAAUGGAGAGCCGACUGUUCCAUCAAAGACAACGACCAGAAUACUCCAUUGCUGAUUGCUAAAGCCAUGAACCACAAAGACUUAAUCAAGCUGUUACAGACCAAGAGCAAAGACUUGGUUGUCAAAGCGAAGUACUCUAAAUAUCCCAGAGGCAUGGACAUUGCCAAGAAGCUGUCUACGUCAAGAAAGAGGCCUGUCAGAGCAGACAAGUCUAAAUAAGAGAUUCCACACGAACUUCCAAUCGAACUCAAGCAAAAAGCUUCUGAAGAACAAACAGUAUUCAGGGUUCUUGAACAAGGGUUCGAAGAAAGACAGCAUUUCGAACUCGAAGCAUCUCAAUAAAGCGAAGCUGGCGCCUGAAGACAAACUCAGGCUCGAUAACAGAGACAUUCCGAUUCACAGCAAACGGAACUCGUCUCCAUUGUCGAACUUCACUACUGACUACAACACUCGGAGAGUCAAGAAGAGCCACUUGUACAGACCUAGCGCUACAUACUCACUUGAGAUUGACAGUCCGACUCCAGGUGUGCCUGUGAGUAAGCUUCCUUUGCAGCUUAGGUCACCGAAUGCAAGUGGCGCUAAAGACUCUACAACCGAGAAGAGUGUCCGUGUCAAGUACCAAGACAUGGAACCCAAUACCACCAACAGAUAUCGCAGAAGUAACGUCUCGAACUACGAAGCUAGUGCUCGUCAGACCCCGCAUGAAGCUCAUAGUGAAACUCAGCAAAGGCAAGACUUCUUGAAUUACAUCAACAUUUCGAAAGAUGGUUCUGCACUCAGAGGCGCGACUCCUCACCAGAACGACUCCAAGAAGCAGUCUCUGUACCAAGGAGGCUUUAGCAAAGAUGAUAGACAGCCAGAAGCCACUGCUGAGUUCAACCACCCUCGUACAGUCGAGCGUCCAGAGAAAGCUGAAGUACUUCCAGAGCGAGGCAACAAAGCCGAGAGCAUUGCAAGUUCACAAGAAGAGCACAAGAAGAGUACUUCAACAAGCAAAGGACUCAGCAGCGACACACCCUGCCCAGACCUUGACCAGGAUAUUGCACCUGAAAUUGCUGAGUUCAGUCUAAAGAGCAGGACUCUUAACCAGAGCAAGCCAUCUGUCAGGCACAGAUAUGCUGACCUUGAAGAUGAAGAUGAUGAUGAUUCAGAUGAAGAACAGAAAGUUUACUACAGAGGAAGAGGCAUCAGCAAAGAAAUGCAAGAAACCGAAAUUCCCGAGCAAUACAGGCUUGACAAAGGCAAAGACUUGACUCCCCAGAUGUUCGAGAUCCAGUCAUUGCUCGGCAAAGGCGCAUUUGGCAAAGUGUACCUGGUCACCAAGAAAGACACUGGUAAGCCCUACGCAAUGAAAGUGUUGUCUAAGGACCAAAUCAUCCAAAACAGAAUCACACGGUAUGCCUUGUCAGAGAAGAACGUGAUGAGCAGAGUACCCCAUCCGUUCAUCGUGGGACUGAACUAUGCCUUUCAGACCCAAGAGUUCUUGUACCUGAUUCUGGACUACUGUCCGGGAGGAAACAUCGGAGACUUGCUGGACAGAGUGAACAACUUGGAAGAAGAGCAAGCAAAGAUGUACACUUGAGAAAUAGUGCUGGCACUUGAAGAACUUCACAAGAAUGAUAUUAUCUAUCGUGACCUUAAACCAGAUAAUGUCGUUAUUGAUCAUGAAGGUCAUGUAAGACUCACAGAUUUUGGCCUUGCUAAAGAAAAUGUUCAGGACGAUACUCUCGCAAUGUCAUUCUGAGGCUCUACAGCAUACCUCGCUCCAGAAAUGAUCCAGAGGACGGGACAUGGAAAGGCAGUUGAUUGGUACUUGCUGGGCAUUCUUGUAUACGAAAUGAUAACAGGGAUUCCUCCAUUUUAUUGAAACGACAAAAACAAAAUGAUGAAGAAUAUCCUCACGAAGCCACUUAAGCUUCCAAGGUUUGCUUCUUCUAAAUGUAGGAGUAUCCUAAAAAUGCUCCUAACCAAAGAUCCUGAGAAGAGACUGGGAUCAGGAAAAUAUGAUGCAAAGAUCGUGAAGUCUCACCCUUGGUUUGAAGAUGUAAACUGGGAAGACGUUUACAACAGGAGACUGCCAGUUCCUCAAGAUAUCAACUACGAGAAAAACGAUGAGUCAGCUAACGUACUCAGUUCAAGGUUGAUAAGAUAUCAAAACGACGAUGAUAUGAAAGUCCAUACACAGGAAGAUGAAUAUAUUGAGGGUUGGUCAUACCAUCACGAAUUAGCUCAGCAAGAGUUCAUAUAAUCCUCCAAAAAUUAUAUAAAAAUCCCAU
Molecule: messenger RNA, 3581 nt
Organism: Moneuplotes crassus
Lineage: Eukaryota; Ciliophora; Spirotrichea; Euplotida; Euplotidae
Source: the annotation of a GenBank genome assembly